Podarcis lilfordi (Lilford's wall lizard) is the source of this 28260-nucleotide messenger RNA. Lineage: Eukaryota; Metazoa; Chordata; Lepidosauria; Squamata; Lacertidae. The record is from the annotation of a GenBank genome assembly.
GCCUGCGCAGGCGCAGACCUCGUGAGACGCGCUCUCGAGCCGCUGGGUGGCUGGCCGAGGCGCUUUCCCCCUCCCUCUCCUCACCCCUCCCCUUUUCCCCCGCCCGAGGGGAGGGGGAGCAGCGCCACCGCCGCUGCCGCCGCCGGAGGUGUUUUGCCGUUCUCAAGGCUGCGGCCUCCCUGAGGUGCCUCGAGGUCCUGCGUUGCCCCCGAGCGGCGACGGCGGUGGCGGGCAGAGGGGCGGCCGCGUCGCUCGGAAAAUGUCGCAGACAGCCAUGUCGGAGACGUACGGUAGGGAGGGGCUGGGCUGGCGGGGCUGGGUGGGUGGUACUCGGGCUCUGAGGUGAAGCGGGGCUGCGGGCGGCGGCUGUGCCUGUAGAGAUAGGGAAGGGAGGGGUUGUUUUCAGGGAGGUGGGCGCUCUCUUUCCGCACACGGCGCCCGCGGGCCCGCUUCGGACCUGCGGCGUGAUGCGGUGGAGACGGACAUGGCACAAGCGCGCGCGGCGUUAUUGCUUCUCUCGCCCCCGUUUAUGCAGAAUUCAUAGCAUUUGUUGCCUGCCCUUCCCCUGGGGGCCCAGGGCGGGGAACGGCCGCGCAGCAUUAAAAAUCAAAGAAAUCAAUGCAAGGACAGAGCCAGUAUUGCUUGUGGGUACGCACACCUUGCACAGGGGAGGCCCUUGCAGAUGUCUUCGCAUUCGCCCCUUCCCUCCUUGUUUUCGGUACCCAUGUGUAGACAAGGAGGAAUGGAGAAACCAGGUAGUAUAGUGGUGUUGCAUACAGGUCCUCGGCUUUUCGGCUGCAUGGAUCACUGGCUUUUUUCAAGAAAGGGCUGAAUUACGUGUGCUUUUUAAACAUACUGUAUAUCUUAACCUAGGCUAUUGUAAUUGGCACAUUAAAGCCCUUCGUAUAGUUUUCUUCUUUAUAUAACACUCACAGCAGCCCUGUUCGGUAGGCUAUCAUUUUUAUGUCUGUGCUAUUAUAGAUCAGCAGUUUCUAACCAUUUUCUAACCUGAUACCCACAUUAGGCCAAGCAUGCAUUUUGGAACCCAUUUCUUAAAUUUCUACCAUACCUUUUUCAAGGGGUGCUGUCAUGACUUGUAUUAGGCCAGACUGUGAGGCAAUAGUGAGCCAUGUAUGGUGCUGUAUGUAGGGCUGCUUCUGAGAGGUAAUGGUUUUUGCUAUGGGGAAAGUAACAUUAGUGGGAGAUUUUCUUCUGUGUGGAUAGCAACUGGAAUAAAUAAACAGAAAAACUAGGAAUUUCAUGGGAAACAUUAAGCAUUGUUACUGAACUAAUAACAUCUGCUUGCACCCAGAUUUUGAAAAGAGAAAGAAGGCCUAUCCUAUGUGACAAAUCUAGAUUAAAUGCUCUAAAAGCAGUGUUUUUUACUUGGGGACAAAAGCUGGAGCCAAGGCAGCAUAUGCUCUCUUAUCUCAAGACUGCAGUCAGUCUACUCUGUUGAUAAAUGAUCACAGUUCUCAAUCUUUGUCAGUGAUUAGCUUAUGCUUCACUACAUGCUUAAACAUAGUGGUGCUCCAUAUUUGUUGUAUGAUGUAUACCAGGCAUAGGCAAACUCAGCCCUCUAGAUGUUUUGAGACUACAGUUCCCAUUCAUCCCUGACCACUGGUCCUGUUAGCUAGGGAUCAUGGGAGUUGUAGUCCCAAAACAUCUGGAGGGCUGAGUUUGCCUAUGCCUGAUGCAUACAAUUUCAUUUACAAAGACACUCAAGAGGUAUUUUGGACUACAGCUCCCAACAACCCCAACAGUGCUAGCUGGAGCUGGUGGGAAUUUAUGUGUCGAGCUCCAGAUUGUAGACGCCAGCGCAUGCUAUUCAGCCUGAAAAAAAUGAAGAAAAUUAUACCAGGGCCAAGUGAAUAAUUGCUGCAUGUUUAUAAAGGAGCAAGUAAUGUACAUAUUUCUACAAAUCUGGAAAAUGGGUUAAAUAAUGCAAAACUAGGAGAGUUAACCGCUGUAGUUUAUGAGAAACUCUAUGCUACAAGAAAUCAUACUACAGGUGUGUGAGUAAGCCAGUGAGCAAGUGAAAAAACAAGGGUAGGCAAAGUAAUACCAUUUUCAUCUAUAAAGACACCAAGUUCAGGGAGCUCUCUUGAGUUAGCACCCACAUACUGGUUGCAUCCCCCUUACUGAACGCAAGCUGUAGUGUAUGCUAGCAACAUAGCAGCAGAUGGUCCCUGGUCAUGCUAUCAAGAGCAUGUAUGGUUUUAGCUAGAAGGCUUACUCUACUCUUCUGCUACACAUCGUAGUUAAACUUCCUGAUUAGCAGCACCUUUGUUUUAAUUGAGGAACUUGUUUCUUUCUAGUAGCUGCUGGGACUCAGUUUGUUUGCACUUCUACUGUUGGUGCUUUUUUUCGCUUGAAUCAAACCCAUUUUCUUAAAAUAAAGUGAAAAAUUCUGGUUGUUGUAUACCAAACCAUUAUCUUUUGGCAGUAUCCCAUAAACAUCAUUAUGUAUUGAACGAUGACUUGAAGAGCUUCUGGGAAGAAACUUAGGGCAGCAUAAAAGAAGAGGCAGAGAUGCAGGAAGAGUAUACUCCAUUUUGAGCCUCCAUGAUUUGGAAUAUCUCAGGCAUAAUAACUUGUUUUCUGGGCUUCACUAUCCUGCAAUUAAAAAUAUAUAUUUUACUUACCCUUUCUUUGAGACUUUUUGUUGAGAUCUUCCUGCCCUAAUUUCCCUGAUGAGAUUACUAAAUUGUUAGUUUCUUUCGUAUUUUUUGCAUAGUAAUUGCCUUUGUUUUUCCUUUUAAAAUAUUCCAGGCAGAAAACAUUUUUGUAGGUGCAUAGGAAUAAAAGCAGUAAUACACCUAUGCCAAAUAAAGAAAAUCUGUGAAAGAAUACUGCAGGAGAUGAAGUACUGUACUACAUUCCUUUUUAGAUGCCAUUCUUGUUUGCUGAUCCAUAGUACAUGCACAAAAGAUAGAUUUUUCAGUUUAUAUCUACCAUCACAUCUAGUCUAAUUCUAUCAUUAUUAGGGGAAUUGUUAUAUUGCCCACAGAGUGGAAUAUUUUUGAGAAUUACUAAAUAGAUAGACGCGGGUGGCGCUGUGGGUUAAACCACAGAGCCUAGGACUUGCCGAUCAGAAAGUCGGUGGUUCGAAUCCCCACAACUGGGUGAGCUCCUGUUGCAUGGUCCCUGCUCCUGCCAACCUAGCAGUUCGAAAGCACGUCAAAGUGCAAGUAGAUAAAUAGGUACCGCUCUGGCGGGAAGGUAAACAGCAUUCCUGUGCGCUGCUCUGGUUCGCCAGAAGCAGCUUAGUCAUGCUGGCCACAUGACCCAGAAACUGUACGCCGGCUCCCUUGGCCAAUAAAGCAAGAUGAGCGCCGCAACCAUAGAGUUGAUCACGACUGGACCUAAUGGUCAGGGGUCCCUUUACCUUUACAAUAUAAUAGAGCCUUUGUCCACUCCAAACACAACAUGGAAGACUAAUGGUUGGAUUUUUAAUUUCUCAAAACAACUGAAGAAUAAAAGCUACCCUGAAUCAAUAACUUUUAAUGCUCAUUUAUUGCAUCCUUAAAGCUUUGAUAGUCGUGUAUUUCAUAGCAUUCACAUUUGUGUUAUGAGGUUCUUGCCUCUAUAUAGCCCUUAAUGUUUCAAGAUUGGCUAUGAUAAUAGUGACUGUGGGUCUCUUCUUGGCUGCAUUUUUGUCUUCGAUCAUUCCUAGUAACAACAGACUUCUCUAGGGUGAGAGGCCAGACAGCUCAACAAAUCUUGGAGCUCAAAGCUUCUUUGUCAGCGAGGAAGAAAGAGAAAAUCAGCCCUAUAAUGAAGUGCCUUUCAUAGCUUUGUUUUUAGUUUUUUGUUUCAUCUAGAAAAAAGAAGCUGCAAGUAAAGCUGAAGAAAUAACUGGCGUGUGAAUUGCUUUCACUACACUGUGCCAGAAGUAAAACAUGCAAACAAUUUCCCCCACAGUUGUUUAGAAUAACAAUAGCUAGUUUCAGGUUAACAUCCGAUUCACAUGAGCCUAUGGUGCUUUAUAGCACUAUGAUCCCCCCACCCACCCCAGUUGUAAAAGGAAUAUAUUAUCAGCAGCAUGGAUUUGAGCAUGUUGGGAAAGUUUAGAAAUUGCUGCUUGGGCAUUGCUGAUAGCCUUGCCAUAUUUACAAGAGAAACUUUACUUUGUAUGUAUAGAGUAAGCCAGUUUUGAAUGUGACGUAAUAGAGAAGUUUGGUGGUCAGAUAGCUUCAGACUGUGAAACAUCUGAAGAUCCCAUAGAUCAGGGGUUGGGAACCUCAGGCUGCAGGCCCAAAUGCAGCCCUCCAAACCUCUGUCCAGCCAUCGAAAUUCUCCCACUGUAUGCUCCUCCUCAGGUCACAUUCCUUUUACAGUUCUUACCUGGAUAGAGGACCAAAAGAUGCGGGCGUGUGUAGAAACCUCUGGUUUUUGGGUACAGGAGCAUUACCUACUAUAUAAUAGUAAAAAUCACAUUCCUUGUGCCUCCCAGUUUUUCCUCUGGCCCCAUCCACCACUGGCAUGUGGCCCCUGAAUGGCUGCAUAGGAGGGAAUGCACUUCUCAGGCUGCAAAAAAGUUCCCUGCUACAGCUAUAGGUGUUACUAAAUGUUUGCUGUUUUAAAAGCAUAAAUCUCCCACUUAAAAGUGCUUCGCUUUGGCUAGUUUGUGUCCUUCCUCUCCCUGCCCUACUCUUUUUCAUAUUGUGCCUUGCAAACUUGAAAGGGAUAUUUUUUCUGCUGAUUCAUCUGAAUUGGAUUAUAACUUCAGUUAGUUUUUUAUCAUGGUAUUCAGAGAUGCCAAACUUGGGUAUGUAUCUAAAAAAUCCAACUUGAUGUUAUUUGUCCUUUGCUACUUAUGCCUCACAGAGAACCUGCCCUGUUGUUUUUUUUAAUGUUUGAUUCAACACUUUUAGAAUCUAGAUUGUUGGAAUAAAUCAGCUCUUGUUUUAUUACCAAAAUAGUACUACAAAGGCUGGGAGAAAAAUUCAAAUCUGAAAUGCUGAUUUUUGUCUAAGACAGAUUCAUAUGUCAUGUGUAGAAUACAAAUAGCCAUACUUAUUCCUUUGUUCUGUUGCAAUAUCUUGCCAAGCCAGGCACUGAAUAGCAACCAGACAGUUUAUCUGUUCUGUGUCCUUGUGAUUUCUUUUUAUGACAAAGGGAAAAAGCAGUAAUAGCAUGUUUCUUUUGCAUUUGAAGAUGCUCAUUUGGUUGUCUUAUCAUUUUCAGAUUUCCUGUUUAAGUUUUUGGUAAUUGGAAAUGCAGGCACUGGAAAGUCCUGUUUGCUUCAUCAAUUUAUUGAGAAGAAAUGUAAGUAUAAUGCAGAUGUUGUGGGGUUCUUAGGGGUGGGGUUUUUGUGGGGGUUGCUCAACAGAACUCUGGUCCACAUUGGUCCUUAUAAAAAACUGGCUAACAGCAUUUUUUGGACAGAAGUGAUCUGGCAUUUCUUAGACAGUAGUAUGAAUAAGUAGGGACAUGUGCAAUGCAAUCCAUGUAUUUCCUUGGAAGUAAAUCCCAUUGUACUCAGUGUAGCUUACUCCUCGGUAUGUAUUAUCUACCCCAAAUCACUUUCUAUGUAGGCUUGAGAGAACAUGCUAUCAAUAUCUUCCUUAAUACCAUGCCUACCAUGUUUUCAUUGUGUGUAGGAUCAAAAUUUGCUAACACAGUGAUACAUAAAUGGGGUGUGUGAACUGCCCAGGAUAGCCCUAAGAGCUGACUUGAUAGAUUACCAUUCUACAUAAUACCCCUUGCCAGUACAAUGGCACUCCAUCAAGGCAGAUUUCAGGCUCUUCUGGGCAGUUCACACAUUCCAUUUAUAUGUCACUGUGAUAACAAAUUUUGAUCCUACACAAAAUGAAAACAUGGUAGCCACAACUUCAGGCAUGGGUAUUGAUAGCAUGUUCUCAUAAAUCUUAGUUAACAAAACUUAGGGGUGGUUGAGAAGGAGACAUUUUUUUGUUGCAAAGCAACCUUUGAAUAAGAAAAUUCCCUUGACUAGUGCCACUAGUAAAUUUUGGGAAUUGUCACAUUUGUGCAUGCAUAUAUGUAUAUGUAUAUAUAUGUAUAUGCACAUAGCCCACCAUCCAAUGUUGGAUGAAUUCACACAACUAUAUAAUGCAUUUCAUUUUAACAUAUCUUGUCUAGCAUAUUCACAGAGUGUUCACAGAAGCAUAUUCUAAUACCCCUGAAUAUGUGUUGAAAAGUGUGUGAAUUUAUCUUAAAAAUUCCCCUUGGUUAAGUUAACAAAUACACUGCUGCCUGUAUAGAACAGAUUAUGGAUAAAUAAUAAAAAUGUCACUGUUAAUAUAAUAUCCUUGUGUACUUUAAAUUGUACUUGAAUACUAAUAGACACCUUUUCUAUUCUAGUCAAAGAUGACUCAAAUCAUACUAUAGGAGUGGAGUUUGGUUCAAAGAUAAUAAAUGUUGGAGGCAAAUAUGUAAAACUACAAAUAUGGGAUACAGCUGGACAAGAGCGAUUCAGGUAUAUUUUCAUAGCACAGAAAUUCGUUGGCAUGUUAGUUGAAGAAAGUGGCAUGUGACUUUUUUGUUAGCAAGUUUGUUGGAUACUGGCUACUGUUUCACUAGUUCUGUGACAUCCAGUUGUAUUGUGACUAUAGGAGAACUUGUAGGCAAAAGUAAGUAUUGUUAAAUCAUUCAUUUCUUCUGGAGAGUUUUAAUAUAUGCCCCCUCAAAACUGGUGAGGCUUAAAGCUGCUCAACUUUGGCUCAAUCAUGACUGUACUGCCUUGUUAAGCGGACACAGUAGCUUCUGUAUUGUUCGUAAUUGUAGCACUGUGUAGAGCAUAGCUUAUUGUCAUCUUAUAGUGGUAUAUGUUUUCCUUCACAGGUCUGUAACCCGAAGCUACUACAGAGGUGCAGCGGGUGCCUUACUUGUUUAUGACAUCACCAGGUAAAAGGAAAAACUGCUAUAAAUAUAAGUACAGAUAAACUAUUCUGCUUUUCCUGUGGGUAUCCUUAGGUAGACAUGUAAUCCUUUACAGCCAAGAUAAAUUAAUCACAUAAUAGCAAUUAUCAUGGGACAAGUUCAGCUUUCAUAGCUUCUUGAGGUUACGCACACAAAAUUCACACAAGUGUGCUCCCAGCCCUAUUUCAUUUGAGCUGCUGUAUCUUAAAUGGGGGUCUAAUUUUACAGUAAAGAACCCCUUUCAAACCAUCCUACAUAUAAAAAUAUUUUAAGUUCAAUCUAGUACAAAAUCUGACUUCAGUGGCUUAGGAGCCAGACUAGCCUCUUUCCUAGUUCAUCUCUCUCCUCUCCAUCCCCAACAUGCACAAGCCAUGUUUCCUUAAAAUUUAUUUAUGCCCAAGCUUUUAUAUCUGGUUCUAGCAGCUGAUUGCAGUAUAUACAUACAGUAGGCCAUGAUGCCCAACUUGGACUCUUCUGAGUCCUGUGUGGAGUCUUGCACAUCAAGGACUUCUUGAGAUUGUGAGAGACCAUCACCAUUAGUCAUCUUGGGAAUCAAUUUUUUUCUGGAUGAAGAAACACUGGGGACCAUGCUUCGUUUACUCCUGAGAGUGUUUUCUGUCACCUUUCUUGGAUACCAAUGACUCCUUCAUAGAAAUGGCCCCCUUACUUUCAGUUGUCUUAGAGUGCAUGCCUCAGAAACAGAGUGGUGUUCCUUUAACUCAAAACUGAUUUUCUUAGAGACUUAAAUACACACACACUACAAAAAAAGUAAGUCUGUUGUAAUGUUACAUUCAACUGUAUAAGGGGCAAGUUUCACUGGUUACACUUGCCCUUGCUUUCAGUGUCCACAGUGCACUGGCACAAGUCCAAAUGUAGGACUAACACUGCAUGCUCUUUGGUGUUGCCUGCCUGCUCUGCACCCUACCACCUGUCAGGACAGCAGGUGUUCUGAAUCCAUUAUUGCUGGGCAAUAACUUCUCUGUAGUAUUUUACAAUGGACAAAAGAAAAUACAGCAAUGUUUUUUUUGUUGAUCUUCUAUCAAAGUGAACAUGAACUAUUGCUGUGUAAAUCAUCUAGUUAGCUAGGAUAAUUAAAACAUAGUUUUAAGGGGGAAGUAUAAUUAUUAACAUCUAAUAAUUUGUCCUUUUGUGAUGCAGUCGAGAAACCUACAAUGCGCUUACUAACUGGCUAACAGAUGCGAGGAUGCUAGCAAGUCAGAAUAUUGUUAUAAUACUGUGUGGGAACAAAAAGGAUCUUGAUGGAGAUCGGGAAGUCACUUUCUUGGAAGCAUCCAGGUUUGCUCAAGAAAAUGGUAAGUAUUUUUCAUGACCUAUCUGACCCAUCCUGGUGCCCUCUAGAUAUUUUGGACCACAACUCCGCAUCAUUUGGAAUUAUGACCUCCCCACCCAGGUAUUGGAAGCUACUAGUAUGGAGGGUAAAGUCAAGUCAGAGUGAGGUCAGUGCUUCUGUCAUUCUGAGUGGGUGAACAUUUUUGCCCCAUUCUGCAACCCCCUCAGUCUCCAAAAAUGGGACGAAGAAGUUGGAAGACAACUCUUUAUGAAACAUCCCCCAAUUUUGGUGUGGUUGUAAUUGGGUAAUAUGUCCAGUGGGCAUAUACCAAUUAUCUGAGAACUUCCGCACACCUCUUUGUUGGUAUCUUGAAACCAGUUUAUGACGGCAUUGUUUUAGAAUUGUUCAGUGCUUUGGGUAUUCUUCUGGUUGAAGUUAUUCUGCUACAUCUUAUCUGUUUACUGUUGCUUAAUUUAGACUGCAAUCCUAGAUCUAGGAGAAGCACCAUUCAACUUAACAGCACUUGCUUCUGGGCAGAUACAUCUAGGAAUGCAUUGCAUAUUUUUGUUUGAUAUAUAUAAUAUUUUGUAUAAUUGUUUUUUAUCUUGGUUUGUUGUUAGCUGCCUUUGUAGAGGCUGGUACAAAAAGGCAGGAGAUAGAUAGACAGAUAUAGAUAGAUAGAUAGAUAGAUAGAUAUGAGAGAGUUCAUGUCAAAUAUUUGAUAAAUUACAGUAGAACAAUAUUAAACUCACCUGAAAAGUCACUCCUGUGGUUUGAGAACCCUUCUCUUGCUUGGAAUAGGUGCUUAGGGGAGGAGUGCAGUAGGGGACGGGUGGCAAAAACAGGGUAGAAUGUAGUUACAGUGGUACCUCGGGUUACAUACGCUUCAGGUUACAUACGCUUCAGGUUACAGACUCCACUAACCCAGAAAUAGUACCUCGGGUUAAGAACUUUGCUUCAGGAUGAGAACAGAAAUUGUGCUCCGGUGGCACGGCAGCAGCAGGAGGCCCCAUUAGCUAAAGUGAUGCUUCAGGUUAAGAACAGACCUCAGGAACGAAUUAAGUACUUAACCCAAGGUACCACUGUAUUAGUUUCUAGGUAGUGCUCUGCCAAAGAAGGUGAUUUGGCAAUUAGCUUCAGAAGUGGAACAGGUGCUUUUUGACCAUUCUUUGGACCAGCUUUCCCUGACUAUUCUUUGGGGUAGCCUUCCUCAACCUGGUGCCCUACAUAUAUUUUGGGCUACAGCACCCUUCAGCCUUAGCCAGUAGAGCCAGUGGUUGGGAAUGAUGGGAGUUGUGUUCUGCUGAAACAUCUGGAGGGCAGCUAAUCAGGGAAGACUGAAUCAGGAUAUUGCUUCAGACUGAUUGAUUGAUUGAUUGAUUGAUCCUAUGCCCUUUUAAAAUGUGUUGGGGUUAUUAUUGGGUUGUUGGUUGUUUUUAUUUUGAUUCUGUAUUUUGUGGUUUUAUAUUCUGAUUUUAUCCUGUGAACCACCCUGAGACUUGCGGGUACAGGGUGGUACAUAAUUUCAAUAAAUAAUAAUAAUGAUUGCAAUUUUUUUUUGUUCAUAUUUGUUUCAGAACUUAUGUUCUUGGAAACAAGUGCAUUGACAGGGGAGAAUGUUGAAGAGGCCUUUGUACAGUGUGCCAGAAAAAUACUUAAUAAAAUUGAGUCAGGUAAUCACAGUUCAUGUUUGUGAUCUCAAAAUAUUUUCAGCUCUAUAGUAUUAGACACUUUAGAGUAUGUGAAAUGUUGACAUGUGAUAAACUGCGCUCAAACUAGGUGUGCUCUUCGAUUGUCAUAAAGUGUCACCUAAUUCUCACCUGUGUCUUAACUUGUCAAAUACCUUAAUGCAAGUACAAAUGACCCUGAAGAGCACAAUCCAAAAGGAGGUGUAACUGGUUUUCAUUGAACACCCCACUAGCACCCUUUUAACAGCAGUUUCAGUGGGGUAGACCCGUUGAAAUUGAUGGGCUUGGGUAUAUCAUUGGAUAAUCACCCAAUGAUAGGGGAUGCUGUCAAAGCAUUUUUUUACAGGUUGCUGUAAAAAUGUAACAUCUUUCUAAAUGUGUGAUUAUUGAAAGAGAUGUCUGACAUUUAGGUUAUUAAUAAUAUUGUAACUCUGAACUGGCUUCUUGUGUGUGAAGCCUCUCAGCCUCUGACAUCUAGCUUCCAACCUGCUGUACAUCUUCCAACUAGUAGGAAGGGGAGGAUAUAAUCAUAUAAUAUAUUAUUGUAUAAUGGAUAUAAUGGAUAGGGCCAUUAAAAGCUUGCUUAACAAUACUUAUAAAACAGGCACCCCUCUGUAAAAGAAAAAAAGUACAAAUUAUAUUUGUGUGCAUAUGUACAUGUGUUUGUGUGUAAAGCACUAUUAACUUCUCAUGACUACUGUUAUUGUUACUUUCAACAAAAUUUAAAUUAUUACAUUACAUGUUCAUGAAGACAACAGCCUUGAAUUUAAAUGUAAUUACAACGUCUGUAAGAACAAAUUGUGUUUUGUUUUAUCAGGUGAACUGGAUCCGGAAAGGAUGGGCUCAGGUAUUCAGUAUGGAGAUGCUGCCCUGAGACAGCUGAGAUCUCCACGAAGAGCACAAGCUCAAAGUGUCCAAGAAUGUGGCUGUUAGGAACUGACAACUGAAACAUUCAUUUGAACAAGGAAAGAGGUAAGUGUUAGCAGUUGGAGAUCAGCACCUUCGUUUAGACAUUGAUUAUUGAGGGAGGGAAAAUCCAUACAUCAGCUCCACAGGUGGGGUGGUUUUUCUCAAAUUUUCUGUGUGUCCCAAGGGCUUGUUUGUUUGUUCGUUUUACUGUCAGGAUUUAUGUUUUGGAUAUCCACCUUGUAAAAACAAUGUAAAUCUGUAACAGCAUAACUGUAAUCAUGAUUCCUUCUCAGAAGUCAGUCCUGUUGCAAGUAACGAUUUGCACUGAAAUGAAAAUUCAAAUCUAUAUCGAACCUCUUAAUUUGAGAAACAUUGUUUUAUUUCAUUUAUAGCCCUCCUUUCCUCAAGAACAUUUCCUUAGUGCAUAACAAAAAUGCACUAAGGUGGAGAAUCUGUGUAUGUUGUAUGUUGUAUGACCUUGUUGUAUGACUGCUUAAUUGUGUUUCUGUCUCAAAAAACAAAAUAGAUUAAUUCUGUGGUUUCACACUAAAUUGCAUGGAGUUUGUUCCUAAAGUGUGCAUAGGAUGCCUACGUUGUUUAACACGAAAUGCUGCUUAUUUUUUCAGCUGUCCUUGAAAAUGACGAUUAAUGAAACAACUGCCAUGGCUUCAAGACUGCAGUUUUAGAACUGCUUUUUAUUCAGUAAAGCAUACCACAUCUGGUAUUUUUUAAAAGUACUAUGAAAUGGCUUCCAGAAGCGUGCACUCGGCACAGCAAGAUUGCAAAAAAUAAAAUUUGGUAAUUCAGUGGACAAGAGUAAAAUAUCAGUAUGUAAAAAAUUUUCUGUUGCAUAUUUUUGCUCAUUUCUUCCAGUUUAAGACAUUGCUGUAUCCUGUGUAUAUAAAAUGUGGUCAUUAAAUUUCCAAAGCAUGAUAUACUGACAUAUUGUUGCACUAACAUUUGUUUGUUUUAUAAAUAAGAACUGAAAUGUAACUGGUAGGCUUUAUCAUGUUUGGUGGUUUGUUUUUUUGUUUUUUUGUACAAUAGCUUUUAUUUAUGAUUUGAUAUUGAAAGCUACUGGCAUUGAUUGUCAGUGUUUUAUUUGCCACAUUCUACAAGGUAUAUGAUUUAUUUUUUUGAAAAACAGGCCAUAAGUUUACUAAUAUGUUGUGGGUUUUUUACUGAAGCAUAACUGAACUGUUUCCUGACAAUUCUUAAAUGUAUUUCAAUCACUUUGACAACUGUAGGCUAUACAAUUCAUUUGUGAUCUUAAGAGCUUACUGCUGUCUGAUCUUGCCUUGGGGAAUCCUUGUUUUCUACAUCUGAAAUUGUAACUGAAAUUUUAUGUUUCGGGGAAAAGAUAAUGCCUACUUGUUUUGCCAUUCUAGAACAGUGUUUGAAGUUGUGAAUCAUCGUUAUCUGACUUCUUUUUUUAAAAUUAAAGUAAUUUCUAUACCUAAGACUCUGUUCAGGUUAUCCUCCUUAAAAAGAAGCAAUUUGUUAUGAAAAGUAGCAUAUGUUGUAUAGACUGCUUCAAAAUCUGUAGUACUUAAUGCAUUGCAGUCAGCUUCUUUUACUCUGUAAUUUAGAAACACAAUACAGUAAAUGGCAGCAACUAGUCAAAGAUAAACAGUGCCCUCUGCCUUCAUGGUAUCUAACUGAGAGUUCUAUAGAGACACUUGGAAAUAUGAAACCUUGACUUUGCCUAAGAGAGAGAGGUGUGCGUAUGUAAAAGUAAAAUGUUCUUGACACCUAAAAACUCCAGAACAUGAACAUUUAUGACUGUUGAUACACAGAUAAUUCUGAAAUAUGGAAACAUUGAAGCGGUAUAUGGGAGGUGUAAAUAUAGCUAUUUGAGCUAGAUUGUGUUAGUUUUAACUAAGGAUGUACAUUGCUUAAAACUUUUUGGUUGGUCAUAUCUGAGGAUGUUACACAGUGAGGGCAAACAUUGACAUUAUUGUCAAAUAAGUAUUUGAUUGAGCCUAAGUUGGCAAGACACAUGAGCAGUCUCUUUUUUGAAUGUUUAUUUACUCAAAAUGCAGGCAGCAGGAGAGACUGAAUUUGAUUGGAGCUGUGAGACAUUUUUCUGAUAAAAAUCACUGCUUCCAGCUCCUCCUGUCUCAGCUAGUUUCACAUCCUUGAGGAGAAACUAUACAGAGCAACUGGAGGUAGGAUCUACAAGACAUGGUUUAAGCACCCUUUCUAGAACAUAGCUGCUCUGAUGUUUUUAUGCUGCUUUUCUCUCAUAAAUUGCAUUUAAGGCAAUUUAAUAAGUGGUCUAGAACAACUCAAAAACAAUUGCAAUAAAUACAAAAUGGCAAAUAAAAGUAACAAAGCUUCAUUACAAUGCAGGUAAAAUAGUUAAAAUAAUGUAAAUAAGACUUUAGCAGUCCUUUGCCAAGCCAAAGCGCAUCACAUUGAAUGACAAAAACUGAACAGGUCAGCAAAGUAAACUGAAUGCCAUAAGCCGAGAUAAACAGGUCAGGCUCCAGUGGCAGGGGUGCCCAGAGCAGGGCCCAUGACUACAACUCUUAACUGAUGGGCAAGUUCAUCCAGGAACUGGCGGUCCUCCAGCUCUGCAGGCCUGUUGCUGCAUUUCAGUAAAUAAAUAAUGGUUGGGAGACAGCUCAUGCAUUUUAAUCCAAGAUGAAAAACACAUUUUAAUGUUGGCAUUUGAGUACAUUUUUCAUCCUCCCCUCCCCUCUCCCCCCCACCAUUCAGGGAAAGUAAAAUGACACAGAUUGCCAGCACGUUACUCAUUAGCAUACAAAAUGGACACUGUAAUCCUUUGAGGUAAAUGAGAACCUUUAAUUUGAAGGGGUUGAUUCAUCAAAAAGUUAAUUCCCAAAAAUAAAGUAGACUGAUGUAAACAAAAUAACAUGCUUCCAUGCAUUGUACUGGGGAAAAAGUCAAUUUGAAGUCUAGUUAAACAUCCACUCAAAGUAAAGAAAGUGAUUAGCAUGCAGUAUCUAUUAACGUAUUUGGUUCACAGCAUGGGUAUAUGAGGUGCACUGCAUGGAUGUCUUAUAACGGUUCAGAAGUACUUUCAAAGAAUAUUAUUUGGUGUGUGUGUGUUUUUAUUAUGUACUUUUUCUAAUGUUACAUAUAUUAAUGUCAACAAUUCCAAAGAAGUUUGGUCAGUAAGUCCUAAAGUCCAACUUGUAACUUGUUCCUAGUCUUCUACAUAAUACUUGAAGCUCCCCUUUCUCCUCCCUCCCACCCCCUACCCAGUAACUACUGUACUGCUGCCCUCUCUCAAACUGGAGGGAAUAGCAGAAAAAAGGAGGUGCCAUGCUACUAUUAAUUGUGAACCGAUUAAUGAUGUAGUGAAAACUCAGGUAUUUACUCCAUAGGUUUUUGUACAUCUUCCUGUUGCAUUUAGUUCUUCCCCACAAUCCCUUUUCAUCUUCCACACAUCUUUCAUUUACAUGGAUCACCCUGGGCCAACCUGGUGCCUGACUGAUGUUUUGGACUACGCCUUCAAUCAGCCUCAACCAGCGGGACUUGUAGUCCAAAAUAUGUGGAAGGUGCCAGGUUAGCGUAGACUGAUGUAAAUGGUUGGUAGUUAGUACUACAGCACAAAAACUGAUCUCUCUCUAUCGCUAGCCUCCUUUAUAGUUGGUUGACGAACUCAAGGCCUUGUACCUUACUGUUUGUAUUUAGGUGUUUUGGGUUGUGUGUGUUCUGAGGGAGUUCUGUUUCCUCUACUUCCCUCCAGUGAUCUGUUUUUUUGUUUUGUUUUUAACAUCAAUGCAAAUGCAGGCACGAUAAACUCUCUGUCUUGCUGUUUGUUUCCAGAUUUAGCUAAUAAAUGUCACUUCACAAACUUGCUUAUCUUUGAUAAAGGGAAAGACAAUUGGAACUUAGAAUUUCUAUGGGGCUAAAAUUACCUUAGGCAGAACUGUACUGCGGCUUCAGUUCUAAACUAAUAUUUGUAUGCUCCUUUCCAAAUUUUGUGUCUGCAAAUUAGCAUGAAUAAGUUUUUGUUUCUGCAGAAAAUUUCAUGAGAGUUCAUGCCUCCUGUGCCCACAGAUUGCCCCCAACACUUCUUCCUGGUUGUUUCCCAAAACCGGGUUUAUUUAAAUAUUAGAGCUAGGCUUUGCGAGGAGGAAAGUUGGUUCAGGAAAUGAUUAGAGACACCCAGGUCAUUGAUUGUUGUCUAUAAAGGCUUGCCUUCACUAUAUUACUGUUUCUAAGGGAUCCCUUGCAGUGUGUAGUGUCACACUUCAAGACUCUGAAAAUUGUAGCUGUACUCUUGUACACCCUUGUUAACAUGAGUUGGAGGAACUGUAGUUCAUGCAGUUGAAAUGUGCUAGAUUGCUACCUGUAUUGGCUUGGUUCCACAAGUUGGAACUGCAAGAGCUUAAGAAGUAUUAUUACAGUUGAGCCUCAAGACAAAUGCUCUUGGCAUUUAAUUGCUUCUAAAAAUAAAAGUGCUUUUACACAGUGUUAGUAUACAUUAAACUUUAAAUGCAUGACUUCUAUACUGUAUAAAGAAUUUACUAUGCUGCUUAAUGUCACCAGAGAAAUGUUACUAAAUAAAAGGUUUUAUUUAAAUGUAUUUACUGUAGGUUUCUUUUCAAUCACGGCAGGCUUGGGGAGGGUGUGGGUGGAAGGGGUGGAAAGCUAUGCUCCCUGGCUGAUCAGCCUUUUCAUACAUCCACCAUUUCCUGCAUUGUUAACAUCUCCAAUGCGCACUGUUGCAUCUCUAUGAAAUCUCAACCCUGCCAAGGGAGAUGUUCAGAAUUUUAACAAUAUCAAUAAUCUUAUUUAUCUACAUGCAUUUGACACCCCCAUACAUUAAAUGCUCGGAAUCUUAAUCAUGACUUGCUAAAACAAAGUGGCAUGAUUGCCAUGGAAACAAGCACACAAUUUUUAAUGGAUGGAUGUAUGCUAGGUAGCUUAUGUGAUUUUAAAUGGUUUCAUGUGCAAUGCCUGAUUUUAAGCUUUAGUCUUACUUAGGUUAUUUCUGGACAGUAAUAAUUGGAUUUUCUAUGUUUCUUACUGAAUAAUCCAGCAACCAACUGUCCAGUGCAUGUUUCCUGUUAAUAUUACAAAGCUGACCCAGCUAUAUUCUAUGGAGAACUGAAAAAAUAUCACCAGUUUCCCAAAUUUUAAUGUGUUCUUACCCUGCUUUUAGGUAAUGAAUACAUUAUGAGACACCCAUUUAUCAUCUUGGGGACAAAAGUAACAUUAAAAAUAAAAUAUUUAUCUAUUAUUUAGGAAACAUGAGUAGUUAAGGUGGGAAGGAAAUUGUAACACUUAUGUACUGUAACCCAGGUCUUGUUACUUUUUGAAAGAAGUGUUGCCUCCCUCAUAAAGUGUAGACCAAAAAUCCAUACCAUCUCAAGUUUAGGACUCAUCCACACACUUCCCUUUGACUUGUGAUUUCUUCUGUUUAGCCCAUGACAUCCAGGCAUGGAUCAGAGAGGUUUUCCUUUUGUUCUGCCACUUUCCCAGGGAAAACCUGCUGUUUACUGCUCAAUUGGAACAAACGCCAAGUCGCAGAAAACCCAAAUGAUGUUUGCUCUGAUUCAGCAGUAAACAUCAGGUUUUGCCUGGGAAAGCAGUGGGAGAAAAGAAAAAUCUCUCGGACCAAUGCCUAGAAGUCACGGACCAAACAGAAGGGUGAAUAAGCCCUUAGUGUAAAUGGUGUUCAAAGCUAUUGUAUCUACUUAGUAGUAAGUUAGGAUGCUAGACUUGGUGAUUAAUAUAUGGUCAGAUAUACAUGCAGUGUUACAUCAAGGCUACAGUUCUCUGCUCGCUUAGGGGACAAAGCCUUGGCAACCACAAGGUGGGGGGCUUAACAGCCCCUAUUGGGCAUGUUUAUUCAGACAGCUGGUAUUCUAUGCCAAAACAGAAAGUAAGAGUCUACUAACUUGAUCACUUGUUUGAAGCAGUACUUUGAUCAUUGCCCUUAGUCCAAUUUAUCCCUAAGAUUUUCAAAACCCACAGACAAGCUAAAAACCUCUUAUUUACAUGUAGUAAUCAUUUAAGCAUUUCCCAGUAUGUUUGGAGUUUCUUAGCCCAUCCAAUCUUUUACUGUUUUGCUGACUGGAAAGGGGCGCACCACUAAAGAUAAAGUGUAUGGGGGAGGUGUCUAGAUGUCUAGUGUCACUCAGUUGUGUCUGAAAGCAGCUUAAAAUUAGUGUCCAUAGUGGGGAAUAUUUUUCAACCCAAUGGCCACAUUCCAGUUUGCGCAACCUUUAGGGCCCAUGCUGCAGUGGUAGAUGGAGCCAGAAGCAAAAGUGGCCAGAGUCAAUGUAACCUUUGCCUUUGUACAGCAGGCUAGUUUUCAACACACACAAAACCUGUAUUACCCAUCCAGACAAAACAAGAGAAAUUAGUGGAAUUUAAGAACACAUUUCAGCCACGCAAAAUGACUUGUGGUUCCAGUGAGGGUUCUGGCCUGAGAAGAAUUCUGGAUGCCAGAGGGAGAGAGGCCUGGAGGGCCACAUUCAACCCACAGGCCUGAGGUAAAACAUAGCAUUAUUCACCACAAAUUUGACUAAUCUCUUAAAGGCAUCCAAGGUGGUGCAUUUUGUGGGAAUAAAUACCAUAGUUUUCUAAACCUAUGGUGGAAGGUUCAGGAAAGGGCAACCAAAAUGAUCAAGGAAGGGUGCAGCAAUUCCCCUAUGAAGAAAAGUUUUUGUGUUCCAAAAAGCCAAUUGGGAGUUUUUAGCUUGCGAAAAGGGGAAGAGGAGACAUGAUGAAUAAAAUUAUGCAUGGUGCAGAGAGAAAAAAGAUUGGGAGGCGGUUAAUUUCUACACAUUCUUUUGCAUCCCUCUCUAUCUUACAGGCAACAGAGAGGGAUUGUCAAAGUGGAAGGACACAUUACAACCAGCCAAAAACAACUCAAGGAAGGUACAAGCAGGUCUGGUCAGAGGCCAAAUAGUGUCCUUGGGGGCUGUAUUUGGGCUGUAGGUCAGAGGUUCCCUAUUCCUGCUAUAGUCUUUUGCAGUUACUAGCCUUAAGGUGGCAGCCCACUGAGAGGACGCAGAGGCACGAGGCCCCUAAAGCUUACAUAAGAGUCAUAAGACUUAUUUCACCAUUAUCAAGAAAGCACAACAACUGCUUUUUCAAAAUGUUUUUCCCCCCAAAUUGAUUUUAUUCACAUGUACAAAGUCAUGGCAAGUACAGUUAAAUAUAAAUAACACAAGAACAUUAGAAAAAAAACACACUAUUUAAAAACACAUUCUAAGUCACAUAUUGCUUCAAGCUUAUUUUCCCCCAAGCUUUUAUCUAAAGUGAUUUCAGUGCUCACAAAAGCUAAGUGUGGCAGCUUCCCUGUACCUUUAACUUUACAUUAUAGGAACUACAUACAGAAACAUAGAGUCAAGAGUUUAUAGCCCCCACCUGUUCAAGUAUCUGGGCCUUAAACAGUCGUGCUCAAAAGACUGCCAUGCUUGGUCUGGUUACUCACACUUUAUGGCUUUAGGCUAUAUGUUGCUCUUUGUAUUACACCAGCGUUUUGGUACUCCUAGCCUGUCACAAACCAACAUAUUUCAAGGAGGCAGGAGUAUGCAAACAUAAACUAGUAGAUAGUUUGUGCUUCAGGUGAUGCUGCCUCCCACAUCAAGAAGGUAACUUUCUCAUCUAGAAGCCAUAUUUAAUACCAAUCUGGUAUAGACAGUUUUCAGUAGGCUAAAAUGUGAGUGGUCUCAAUUGCUUAUAUUCCCGUCUGCCCUGGCAGCUCAAGCAGGGGAGACACAUUUCAAAGGUGGGAGAAGACCCUGAGGGAAGUUGAGCCAGAGCCAUUUUCCCAUCAUACAACAGGUCUAGCACUACAUCUACCAUUGUGCCAACCCCAAAAGCUUCAAAAGGCAGGGAGGAUGUGGGACCCUCACCAAAUUUGGUCAAUUCUAGGGGAAGUCUAAUCCCAGGGCUGAAUAUGCAUUCUGCUCCAUGCUUACAGAAGACAUAGCUGCCAGUAAUAGUGAAGGAGGGCUCAGUACAAGCAAGAUGCCUGAGGGUAAACAGUAAAAAGAAAAGAAAAAGCAUAACCAUGAUAUUUAAAAAUAGAGAAGUCAACUCUUGCUAACAAUAGCUUGUUGUUGAAGUUACUGGAUAGUGAUGCAAGAAACGUGGUGGUACAAAUAUACACAAAGCAUACCUUUUUUUGCACAAUGUCACACCAUAAACAUGUUUCACAAAAGUAAAUGUCUAAUUGGAACAGUAGAUACUUCUUCUUUUUUUCUGUGCUGGAACAAUGAGUGUCAUUUGUGCAUUUCAGUUUCAUGCAUUUGGUAGUGAUACUAUGCCAGUUUUGUGAAGACAGAUGGGCCAUAAAUAGGACUUUUCUCAAGUUCCAACAAGGAAAGAGGGGUCUUUCUCAUGAGAAUGUCCCUAUUUUAAAAUUAAAAGCAAAAGCAUUAUUUAUACCUAGAAGACUAGAGCAGCUCAGAAUUUGUCGUCCCACCACCACCAAUUCCAGCUUUAGUAAACACAUCUGUAAAUAAGCUUCUUUAUUUCCUAGUGAGGAUGGUAGUUUUGCCAUUUCCUGCCAACUUUAGCCCUCUUCAGUUGGGACUAUCUGAAAAUAUAAUGCAAGAAAUGGGGGGGGGGGACCUGCAUGGAGGCUCCUUGAGUGAUGCAGAAUCUUGUUAAACCUGGAUUCUAAAAUGCACAGGAAAUAUUUACCCGUAGAAGCAGAUUCCUCGCUUUGCACACCUGCCCUUCAAUUUACAGAGGGAGACAGAGACAGGGUGGUACUCACAUGCUAUAUUUAUAGAUUUUUAUCACAGCUGAACAGGGCUUUUGUCAGGAAAUGCACCUGCAAUCCUUUGCUCAUUUGCCUGGAAGUGUCACUGAACUCUAUGAGACUUCUGAGUAAACAUGUUUAGGAUUGCAAUCCAAGAGACUCCAUGUCUAACACCACAUUAAUGCCCAGUUGAAGGGGAGGAGGGGAUCGCUUAAAGUUAAGAUAAAAACCACUCUACACAGAGAAGCAAGCAGAUGCUCCAAGUGCAACAGCGAUAUGCACACACCCCAUUUGCAAAUUACCAGAAUUAUAAGUGACUUAAGCCACCCAACACAUCCUUGUGGAAGACUGAAAACCCAGACUUUUAGUAUCCUUGUUUCAACAGUGUCUUCAAAAUUUCCAACGUCCAUCCAUGUGUCAGUUAGCUUACAAGAAGUUUAGCUGAACACAUUCUGUGAAGUUAAAAAUGGCAACAUGAACAGCCCUUUGAAAAGAGAAUCCAAAAUAUUUUCAAAAAGCUGCCAGUUGUUUUAAGAAAAGUGGUCUUUAGGACACAAGAAAAAAUGUCCUUCAUGUAUCCCUUGGAAGCAGGACGGGAGUCAAUAUUGUAUAACAAAGAUAGAGAAAUGUAUUAUUAUGUUAAAGCCAUGUACAAUUGAAGUCCUUUAAUUUUGUAAAGUGAAGAUAAGGGAUUAAAUUAAAAAAAGACUGAAGGAAACAUAGUUCCAACCACAGGCCUACAGAUGGAAAGAAAGCAGAAGUCAAAGGAGCCAAAAGCCACCUGCAGCAACCAUGGAAGAGAGAACUCAAACACUGAGUGACCACAGAGUUUCUGGGGAGAGUACCUGAUGUAGCCUUUGGAAUGAAAGGCUACCAAUAACUGUUUCCCAAAAUUUGAGUUAUUUAAGUCUUAAUGAUUGAGACUAAUGCCACCUGCAUAAAACCACCCCUACAUGAAUGGAGCCAACAUAAUUUGAAAUACAAUCAAACCUCGGUUGUCAAAUGUAAUCCAUUCUGGAAUCCCAUUUGACUUCUGAAAUGUUCGACAAACAAGGCGCAGCUUCCGAUUGGUUGCAAGAGCUUCUUGCACUCAAGCGGAAGCCACGUCGGACAUCUGGCUUCCGAAAAACCUUCGAAAACCGGAGCAUUUUCUUCCAGGUUUUCGGCGUUUGGGAGCCGAAACGUUAAAAAACCUUGAGAACAAAGGUUUGACUAUAUAAGGAGACUAUUUUAAGCAGCUUAUUAACCACCAGUUCGGUGUUUGAUACACACACAAAAAUGGCAGGUAGUCUCACAAUAUGCGAUACAAACUUUAAACUGUAACAGAUUUGUCACAUUCUCAUAAUUGCCAAUGGCUUCAUCCUCUGAAUUACACAAAUCAACUUUUUUUGGUGGUCAGGGGGAAUAAGGGGCAUGUCAUACACUUGAGAAGUAUAGCAAAAUUUGCCUGAGUCCUGAACAUGCCUCUGGAAUGUACACUAACUUGGUCUGGUAGGUUCAAUUCAAGAGCUGAAAUAGUCGUAACAUUUCACUUAUGCAGAAGCUCACCUAACAAAACUCUUUACAAAGCAUAUUUAAUCCACCCAAAUAAAGCAUUAAAAAAAAAUCUACAUCCCAGUUCACUGUCACCAAGUCCAUGUUACUUACUGCAAAGUACUGAUAACUAAUAGUUAAUGAUUGUCUACACCUGCCAUUUGGUACCACAGGCUCAUGAUAGCAAAUUUAAAAAGCUAAAAACAUAAACACGUCACAUUACUAAUCUAUUGCACCAAAAUCUCCAGUUCCAGAUGGUCACAAAACCUAAAACUGGAAUGUAAACCUGAACAAGUCACUAUAUAUCUACCAAAAGUUGGGGAGAGCUUUCAGAAUUCUAAAAAUGGAGCAUUUCCAAUUAUACAAUCUUCUACACAUCUGGCUGCAAGAGCCUGCACAUCUGGCCUUCACAGCAAGAUAGAUAGAUAACAGUCCCCUGUUUUUGUAGUUACUGGAUUGAAUCCACAGAGGGCAGAAAGUCUGCAUUUGGCUCGCUAGGUCUCAAGUUGUACAGGUCUGAGGAAAAUCAUAGCAACUUAACUAGAAUCACAUGAAAAUACAAUGGCACCUACAAAUAAUUUUUACAGACCUGAUUUGUAAAGCCUUAUGGCUCCCCUAUAGGGAAAAGUUUUGAGUUCUAUGCAACAUCAGGGCAAGAAAUUUCCCAUGGAUUACGAUCCAUGUGUUUUGAUGAUUAAGGAGGGACUAAAUAUUUGUCAAAAUAACCCUUCUGAGGUCUUUCAUUUUAAAAAGUUCAUUCUACAACAUUCCAUAGCUUUUCCGCUCAAGGUCAACAGAAAGAUCUCUUAAUAUUCUUCUUUUUUAAAAAAAACUGUAAAGAAGCUAUACUGCUAAGCAUAGUUCCCACCAGUAUGGAAUCAAUUAUUCCCUCUCCUGCAGGGAUAAGUAGCCAAAAUAUAAACAAGUAUAUCAAACUGCUGGAAAAAUCCUUUUGUUAAAAAUCUUGCAUAAGUGGUUUGGAAUUCUUCACCCGUUGCUUUCGUACACUAUUUCUGAAUUUUAAAAAAGACAGGUCCAGGCAAAUGUGGAAUCACCGUGCUCGUGCUGAGUAGCACCUCAUGUAUUCCGUCAUCCAGGGGUUGUCUGGUGCAGCAGAUUUUGCUCUCCAGGCUUGUUCUACUUCCGCUGAAUGAAUCCGCCUCUGAGACAGCUUCCUUUUUUCCACUUGCCUUCUGUUCUUUGCUCUCAGUGCAGACUCGUGGAUCUAACAAGAGAUAUUUAAGUGUUAGAUGAUUCUUGGUGGCCAUCUAGAUGCCUGUGAGAAACCUGCAAGCAGGAUUUGAGCUCAAGAGCAGUCUCCCCUCCUGUAGUUUCAAGCAACUAGCAUCCAGAAUCCCAAAACUUUGUCUAGUUACCGUAUUUGAUAUGCCAGUUAUUAUCUUGCUACAGUCAUACCUUGGUUCUCGAAUUUCAUCCGUUAUGGGAGUCUGUUCGACUCCCAAAAUGGUUUGAAAACCAAGGCACGGUCAGGUUUUGGCACCAGGCAAAAACCAUUACAAUUUUGCCUCUUUUAACUAAACGGAGACUGAUAUUUACUGCUGCUUUUAAGGUUUAUUGUGGCUUUCCAUAUGCUAACACUCUUCUGCUAUUUACCACUUCCAUUUUUAAACUAUUGGAUAGUAUCUAUUCUUGCUUUCAUUCGUAAACCACUUGGGAAAAGUUCUUCAAACUGAAAAGUCAGGUGCACGUUAAGUAAAAUAAAAAACGUGCUAAUUAGCUGUGCACAUCCAAUAUUGAAUCACCAACUUUUCAUAGGUGAGUGAAUAUGCAUGGCAUUGGGUUAGGGUAUGAAGCACAAAUGCAGUAAGCUCAGCUGCUAACCUGAGAGGCUGAAGGAUUUAGCCAUCCACUAACCUGCAGAGGUUGUACAAAGGCAUGUUAGGCUGUGUACAGAUAUGUUAGCCAUCCAAUCAUAAAUAUGUGCAGGCUCUAUUAUAAACGCCAUUUUUUUCUAUUCAGUAGCAAAUGCCAGUAUCUGUUGGGACUUAAGUAAUUCACUCUUAAUGACAGAUGUCCAUUUAAAACAAGCUUAGAUUUACUGAUUUCAAUGCACUAAGCUAGACUAAAUCUAGAUAUGCAAAUUUAACCAGUACGUGCUGUAUUAUUUUACACACACACACACACACACACACACACACACAAUAGCUGCCUUUCUUGUAUUUCUUCCAUACUGCUGUCAGAACUACAUUAAUAUCCUUUAUGCUGAAUCUAACAUUUCACAGAUCAGCAGCACUUUUGCAAGAACUUACAGCUUCCCAAUGUCAUUCAAGUACCAGGAGCCUACCGUCAGUACUUUCAACCUUUUAUGCCAUACCUAAACUUGAGCUCACUCUGCCUUGGGACACUUGAUGCUAACUGCCUGCUGUUUUACAAAGAUUAUUCUCUCUCAUAUCCUGACAGGGGGUAGGCAACCGUUCUAGCAUCAGGAAUUCCCUCCACAGCAGCACUGAAACGGCAGCCAGAAACAAACAAACAAAAGCUUUGCAUUAAUUAGAGUUAGCAAAUAAUGUUCCAAUAUAAUCUGUAAACAAGGUGGAAGAAGAUUCCACUUCAUAACUACAGCAUAGGAUGCCAGUGACAAUGUUGCAGCCCAUUACCAUCAACCAAGGAAUAUAAUUGCAGAAGAUCAAUGGCCAACAUUCCAUUCACAAGGUCUAGUAGGUGUCUCAGUACAAUAGGGCAACUUACUAUGGAGGAAUAUGAAGAUGCCUGUAAGUGGCAAAUGGAUUCCUAUAGGCUCUUCCCUCAUUCAUUUAUCCCAAGCUUUGAACAUGUUGACAUCAGAUACUACCCCUUUCCCUUCCAUUUUGACACACCCACACAAGUAAACUGAAACUGAAGCCAUGAAAACACAUAGGUUGUUUUCACUUCUUGAGUCUGGGGAGAUGGUUUCUUCUGGACAGGGCUGCACUCCCCUGAAAGGAGUAGGUCCAUAGCUUAGGGAUGCUCCUGGACCCAACAUUGUCACUGGAGGCUCAGGUAGCCUUGAUGACUAUUUUUGAAAGACUGCCUCCUUCCCUGCAGACCCCCUCAGGUGUUAGGAUCAGCAGAGGGGGCUCUCUGGGGAUCACCACGCUGGAAGUUUAAGGUGGUGGCAGCCUAGGAGAGUGCCUCCUCUGGGGCAGCCCCUAAGCUGUGGAAUUCCCUCCCCACAGAGGUGCGCCUGGCACCUUCAUUGUGUAAUUUUUGUCAUAUGCUGAAGACACAUCUCUUCAUCCUGGCUUUUGAUACCUGAUAUAUAGAAGGACCCACCCUAUACUCUUGCUUGUAGUGUGCUUAAACUAUUUUUAAUAUUUUAUGAGGGGACCUCAUGAGUUGGCACAGGGGCCGCUUUGCAGCUGAUGGGUUCAAUAGUAUUCCCUGCCUUUGGGGAUGGCACAGUCAAAAGUCUGCUGGUAUCAGUUGGCUGCCCCAGAGCACAGGCACAGUAGCAGAAGGGCAGGAAGUUAAGACAACAUUAGCCAACUUAACUACAGUUGUACCUCUAGUUACAAACUUAAUUCAUUCCGGAGGUCCGUUCUUAACCUGAAACUGUUCUUAACUAGAGGCGUGCUUUUGCUAAUGGGGCUUCUUGCCGCUGCGCCGCUGGCACACGAUUUCCGUUCUCAUCCUGGGGCAAAGUUCUCAACUGAAGGUAACUCUUCCAGGUUAGUGGAGUUUGUAACCUGAGACGUUUGUAACUCGAGGUACCACUGUAUAGAAUAUUAAAUGUCAGUAGUUAUUUUGCCCAGCAUAGGAUGACAAAGAAUGAGGAAACAGCAACAUCCUAGUUCACUGUGGGCACCACACAAACCUGGGCUGACCUUACAAGUGUGAAGGAAGGAGUCAGGCAGGAGGGCAAGGACUUAGACACACAACCCAUAAGUAUAUAUUUCAAGUUGCCUUACUUCAUUCACAGAAGCGGAUGCACAGACAUUGUGUGUUUUCUGGCUCCCAGUAUCAGUCUGUUUUUCUCCCCAGCCAUACAAGGCAAAUGGGUGUUUCAACUCCUUUGCUGCAUGUAUCCUUUGAGGACUUUUCGCCCGUCUUCUGUCACCCCGGCUGCCCAAAGCACCACGACUCGAAGGCUGCCCUUGGGGGCAACUUGCUGACCCGCCAGCUCCUUUGGGGGCAGACUUUUUGCCUCCACUCUCAACUUCGGUUUUCUCCUCAGCUUUCUCUUGGUCUUCAUCCUCUGGGAGAAAAGAAGGAGGGUUAGGUUUAGCCUGCCCACCUUCCAGGGCCGGCCCACCCGAGAGGCACACUAAAGCAGCUGCCAUGGGCGCCUCACCCACUGCCACCGGACAAUACAAAUUAAUAGAGACAAAGGCUAUUUGUGUCUACCAGUAAUGACAGCUAAGUUCUACCUCCACUGUUGAGAGGCAGAACACCUAUGCAUGCUAGUUGCUGGGGAAUACAAGCUGGGAGACCAUUGUUGCACUGAUUGGACACUGUGAGAGUAAGAUGCUGGACUAGAUGAGCCACUGGCCUAAUCUAGCAGGGCUCAUCUUAUGCAAACCAAUGCAGACUGUUAGUGUACCAUAACUCCUUUGAUUUAUCUGCACUGUAGGUAAAACUUACCUACAAGAAAGUUCGCCUGGCACCUUCAUUAUACACCUUUAGGCGCCAGGCAAAAACAUUCCUUUUUAACCAGGCCUUUGGUUGAUCUGAUUUACACUCUGUGCCCUUUUAAAAUGUGUUCUUUUGGGGAGGGGCUAUGGGGUUGCUGAGGGACGUGGGUGGCGCUGUGGGUUAAACCACAGAGCCAAGGACAUGCCGAUCAGAAGGUCGGUGGUUCGAAUCCCCGCGAUUGGGUGAGCUCCCGUUGCUCGGUCCCAGCUCCUGCCAACCUAGCAGUUUGAAAGCACAAAGUGCAAGUAGAUAAAUAGGUACCGCUCCAGCGGGAAGGUAAACGGCGUUUCCGUGCGCUGCUCUGGUUCACCAGAAGCGGCUUAGUCAUGCUGGCCGCAUGACCCAGAAGCUGUACACCGGCUCCCUCGGCCAGUAAAGCAAGAUGAGCGCUGCAACCCCAGUCGGCCACGACUGGACCUAAUGGUUAGGGAUCCCUUUACCUUUUAUGGGGUUGUUGUUUUUAUUUUUGCUAUGUAUUUUGUGGUUUUAUAUCUUGAUUUUAUUCUGUGAACCACCAUGAGACCUCCAGGUAUAGGGUGGUAUAUAAAUUCAAUUAAAAAAAAAUAACAAUCAACUCUUGCUUGGUGCACACAAGAGUCAGCACUGCAAAGCAGGAAAAAGAGCCCUCCAUUACUAAGGUUUCCAAUCAGACAGUAGAUACAGCAACAGUGGACAGGUGUCAGUGAUCAGAGCUGCAUAGUAUUACCGAAAGGUGCAAUGCCUUCUCCUAUACAAGAGGCCAGAUCAAAGGCGGCUAUGGAGCCUGUGUUGUUAAAAAACACAACUCCCAUCACGCACUAGCUUGGCUGGCACAGUGAUGCCGUUUGUGGCUACAUUACAAUUCUUGCACCUAGCAUGUAAUAGUCCCUGCUCUUGUUAGUGCCUUAUUUUUGGUUGGAGAAUGAAAGCUUAUGCAAUUUUAAAGAUGCAAGAUGCCAUGGCAACAACUUACAUAAGCAGCCAUGAAUCCGUGUGAGAAUCACUGACAACUAAAGAAGUCUCUGCAAAUGCUGAACACACUGUGUGUGCAUACACACACACACAGUGUUCUUGCUCAUCAUUACUCUUGCUUGUCAAGGCAUGAUACCGAUUUUCAUCAUGGGAAAGUAAUGGGAAGUAAUGGAGGAAAAGAGAUCAGUGUCAAAAAUAAAAACCAGCUUUCUAUAGAGGAAAUGUCUUUGCCUCCAAGGUACCAGUGUGUCACCAGAAGACUAGGUUAUCUACGCUAGUGUCACAUUUGUGACAAUGCUUUUAAGUUCCAAAUAAAUACUGUCCAGGAAGCACAGCACAGAGAAAACUCCAUGCUGUCAUUCAUAUUAAGGUUUGAUUAUCUUAGCAAACCUCAAAUGGUAUUGCAAAUUUGUACAGGGGUACUUGCAUGGACUUAUCCUGCCAACCAUCGCUGUAUCUGCCGAUAGUAUAUUCCAUAUAUAAGUCAUGCACAUUUGUUUCAAUUUGCAGGUGGUAUCUGCCCACAUUUGAUAUCCUCAGCAUUUGAAAAUCCAUUUUAAAAAUUUGAUCCCAGCUGUCAGCAAGGUAACAUUCCUAGACGCAACCAAUGUCAUAGGACACUUCACAAAUUUACGUUUUCAAAGGUUCACCGGAAAGGGAAAAAAAGACUAUGUGUGACAUACCAAACUUCCAUUUGUGUAUACAUAAAUUGUGCAGGUACAAUCAAGCAGACUGCAUGAGUUGCUGCUCCCCUGUUGUGAACGCACUUACUGACCCAUCUGAGUUUGCUGCUGUGUACUGUGUAAAACAUCUGCCAAUUAAGUGUAUUCUGAGAACUAGGGCACAGUCUAUAUAGAGAAGCACAUUAAUUUCCCUGGAGGACCCUGAAUGCGGUUUGUGGCAGCUGGUAAGGAGGACAGAGUUGUGAGAGGCCAGCAAAUUCACCCGCAUAUUCCUCCCUAGUAGCCUUACCGGCUUGGAGGCCCAGGAGUUUUGUCAGGAUUGGGAGAGAAACACUAGCAGGGCCUUAUUGCCACCCUCUUUUUCUUUUGUGCUUUUUUUUUCAACCACUGUUGCUUCCAUGGUCAAGUAGGAGGAGUUUCUUGCUGUAGAUCCUUGUGGGCAACAAUUCAUACCACUCAGGGCCAUGGGUGUAGCCAGGAUUUAUGUUGGGCAGGGGCAGAACCUCAAUUAGUUAACUAUUCUUACUGAUUUACUUGAUUUGGGGGGGCAAAUACCCCCCCCCAGCUACACCCAUGCUCAGGGCAAGAGCCUGGAUGAGAUGGAAGCUGUUCAAAAUCUACGAAGUGAGUCUGUUGGCUCAGAGUGGAGCAUUCUUUGUAUGAGAGAUGGUGGGAAGCAAGUGGAUUACCUCAGCAUCUCCACCAGAAAUGAAAAAUGGGGUGGGAAUUGUUGGUUGUUUAAUCUGUUUGAAUGUCUUCUUCUUUUUUUACCUAGGCAUUUGGUUAAACUGGAAAGUUUAAUGUUUAUCAUUAUAGCAUUGUUGCUUCCCUUAUGAAAGAACUGUUGAUUUGUUGUUUGUUGGACCUGUUUAUAUUAGAUGGUGAUGCUUUUAUUACUUUGAUCCUUAUUCUGGGGUUGAAAAUAUUCAGUGAUGAAUAGGCUAUAAAUACUGUAACUAAAUAAAGAAGCUACUUUUACUUUCUGUU